AAGAUGGCUGCUUGGGGAAGGAGGCGCCUUGGCCCGGGCAGCAGUGGCAGCAGUGCCCGAGAGAGGGUAACCUUGUCUGCCACAGAGUGUUACAUCGUUCAUGAAAUCUACAAUGGAGAGAAUGCCCAAGACCAGUUUGGGUAUGAGUUGGAACAGGCUCUGGAGGCGCAAUACAAAUACAUAGUUAUAGAGCCCACCCGGAUUGGUGAUGAGACUGCCCGAUGGAUCACUGUUGGAAACUGCCUGCACAAGACAGCCGUGCUGGCAGGCAGUGCCCGCCUCUUCACCCCGUUGGCACUUCCCUUAGAUUAUUCCCAUUACAUCUCCCUGCCUGCUGGCGUGCUGAGCGUGGCCUGUUGCACCCUCUAUGGAAUCUCCUGGCAGUUUGACCCCUGCUGCAAGUAUCAAGUGGAGUAUGAUGCCUAUAAACUUUCCCGACUGCCUCUGCAUACGCUCACUUCCUCCACUCCUGUGGUGCUGGUGAGGAAGGAUGACCUGCACAGAAAGAGACUGCAUAAUACAAUAGCACUUGCUGCCAUGGUGUACUGUGUAAAGAAGAUUUACGAGCUCUAUGCUGUAUGAUUUCAGUAGAAAAGCGAGAGAAAGAGAAAAAACACCCACAAAAGACAACAAU
Molecule: messenger RNA, 634 nt
Organism: Dromiciops gliroides (monito del monte)
Lineage: Eukaryota; Metazoa; Chordata; Mammalia; Microbiotheria; Microbiotheriidae
Product: transmembrane protein 11, mitochondrial-like
Exons: 2
Coding region: 4-582 (192 amino acids)
Biological process (GO): inner mitochondrial membrane organization
Cellular component (GO): mitochondrial inner membrane
Source: RefSeq, a predicted model, not a curated record